GUGGCUUCCUCGUUGUCUGCGGUGUGGAGAUCUCAACCCCAGGGAGAGCGGUGGUGUUGGGUCAUUGCCCUGCUUUCUUUGUGGAUUUCAGGUUCUGUCUGGUGUUCAGUCCAGGUAACCUCAAAGGUACUGAGGGCUACAAGGACAUGGGCAGAAAAAGUACUUCCAUCCCCCAUAGAGCUACCACAGCAGCCUUGCAUCUGCUGCCUUGCAAAAAAUGACUCUGAGAGAUGCGAUGCGGGGUCGCCACCUCUACACGGAGGCCACUGCAGCUUUUGAGGAGGCCAGUGGUGAGCAGGAGAAGCUUCAGCAGGCCAGUGAUUAUGAAUCUGAAGAGUGUGGACAGGGAGGUGAGCCCCAAAACUCCAAUGGCAUACCAGGAGAGGUCACUGCACCUGAUGGGGGCUGGGGUUGGGUAGUCCUGGCUGCCACUGUCCUGGUACUUGCAUUGACCCUGGCUUUCCCCUCCUGUGUUGGAAUCUUCUACACCGACUUGCAGAAUGAGUUCCACGCUUCUAACAGUGAGACAUCCUGGGUACCGUCCAUCAUGACUUCGGCACUUCACGCUGGAGGUCCCUUUUGCAGCAUGCUGGUGGAGAGACUUGGCUGCCGAGGCACUGUCAUGUUGGGCGGUGUUCUGAGUGGGUUUGGAAUGGCUGCUAGCUCAUUCACCCGGUCCAUCAUGGAGCUCUACAUCACAGCUGGUGUUAUUACAGGUCUGGGUUUCUGCUUCAGCUUCCAGCCAGCUGUAGCAAUCCUUGGGCACUACUUUAACCGACGACGCCCAUUUGCCAAUGCCAUGUCCUCUACUGGCACAGCCCUGGGUCUGUGUAUACUACCAUUCCUGGGUGACUACCUCCACAGAGAAUUGGGCUGGAGGGGGAGCUUCUUGGUUUUGGGUGCUGUCCUGUUAAACUGCUGUGUGUGCGGAGCAGUGAUGAGACCCCUUGGUGCACCGAAGCAUCAUGGCCAUCUGCUGAAGAACUACACCCUCCCUCAGCAGGAGGGGGUCAUGGAGAGGAUGAGAACAAUAUGUGGUUGCCUGGUGGGUACCCUGACCAAGCACAUGGCCUUUGAUCAGUUCUGCAGUAACUCUCGUUAUCGUGUGUAUGCCAUAGGCAUCACCUGGAUGAUGCUCGGGUUUGUGGUGCCUCUGAUUUUUUUGGUGCCGUACGCCACAGCAAAUGACAUGGAUCCAAGCCAGGCUGCAUUUCUCCUCUCCAUCCUGGGUAUCGUCAACAUUGUAGUGCGGCCACCUAUUGGUGUAAUCUUCAACAUGCCCUGGUUCAAAGGCAGGCACGUUUAUGUAUUUGCUUCUGCCUUGUUGAUCAAUGGACUCAGUAAUAGUAUUUGCUGCAUUGGGCCCACCUUCUCUGUACUGCUGACUUAUGUGUUGGUCUAUGGGCUGUCCAUGAGCGUGGUGGGUUCUCUGAUGUUCACCGUCCUCAUGGAUGUAGUGGAGAUGAGUAACUUUCCUUCAGCUCUGGGUCUGCUUGCUGUCAUGGAGAGUGUUACACUGCUCAUUGGGCCUCCGCUGGCAGGAAUCCUAAUUGACAGAACGGGUCAGUACUCGCCCCUCUUCUUUGCCUGCAGUGGUGUUGUUUCCUCCUGUUCUGUGUUUCUCAUGGUGUCCUUUUACUGGCUGGAUAAAAGGGACAGGAAUGCAUCACAGCAGGGUCAGCAAUCCACACUGCCAGGCCCAGCAAGCCCUGCACCAAAUGCAGCAGGUGGUUGUGAUUACAGCAGUGUUCCUAUAGAUGGAGACAAACAAAGCAUAAAAGGGCAAAAUGUAGAUCACUCUCCAGCUUGUGCGUAACGCACGCUCCUGUCCAGUCCGACGUGCAGAUAAUUCCUUGUUUGUUAAAGCUUUGUUGGUGUAUCAGAUGUUGCAGAGUUUUCUUUGACCACAUGUGGGAUAUUAUCAUGUCCAUAACCUGCAUCAGUCUGGUGCGCCAAGAGACUGAAGACAAAUAUUUAAUCAUCUUUACUCAUGAAGGUGGGAGACUUGAGCCUGCAUACCAAAAUGAACAGAGGUGCACUAAAAAGUAAACUGAUUUGUACAGUUUAUUGAAAUAUGCUGCUUGUGUAUCUAACAAAAAGUCAUUUCUGUUCUGUAGACGCACACACAAUCUUCAACCGUUUAUCCAAGAUUGGGGGGGGGGGGGGGGUUAAAG
This is a messenger RNA of Thalassophryne amazonica, 2174 nucleotides long. RefSeq names its product solute carrier family 16 member 5a (gene slc16a5a). NCBI's taxonomy places the organism in Eukaryota, Metazoa, Chordata, Actinopteri, Batrachoidiformes, Batrachoididae. Gene Ontology annotation, biological process: transmembrane transport; monocarboxylic acid transport. The coding region runs from base 218 to 1816 and encodes 532 amino acids. The transcript is spliced from 5 exons. Gene Ontology annotation, molecular function: monocarboxylic acid transmembrane transporter activity. The record is from RefSeq and is a predicted model, not a curated record.